GGCUAAGUUAUCAUUUGAGAAGAGAAGUCAACAGGCUGGAUCCAUCAUUUGUGAUGAUGAUGUAUGUGUUCUAAAUAUCAACCGAAUUCUGAUAUGCCAAACUUGCGCAGGCCGCCAACAAGUAAUAGCGAGCUCGAUGGAUUUCUGUGCGCGACUUUGUGUAGAAUUGUAAAUGCGUUGGAACGCCCAAGUGAGGUCGGGCCGGCUAGGGCCGGGACUGAUUUGAAAUGAAAGACGUGAUUUUGCGCAGAGAUUGCUCAUUUACGAGCAAUGACUAUACGCUUUUUUCAGAACGGAAUGAAUAGAUUCUAUCCAGCGACAUGAUGUCUGGCUCCUCGACCCCACUCUCAUCGACGAAGACAUUGUCCACGGCAGCCUCACCCAAGCUAAAAGCAAAUGGGCUCGAACCCCUUUUCUUCAAUCCCCGAAUACCGGCAUCCCACCUAAUAGAAUAUAUUGCCUCGAGGCCGCAGAUCAGCUCAACGAUUUUUGUGUAUGAUUUAGCAGAGCAGACCGGCUUUGGCACGCUAACCAAGUCCUGGGUGAGGUCUGGCAAGGUGUCAGCUCCCGUCGUGGACUUGCAGACGAGGACUGGUGCUGGAUUGACGCUUGUCGGCCGUUUGUCGGAGGGUACCAGCCAGGAUGGUGUUAUCACUGCAUAUACAUCGACUAAAGGCCUUUCAUUGAUGGCUUCUUCCCUAUCCUACCUCCCGGAGGCAGGCCCAACUAGCAGAUUAGUCCUGCAAGUCCCCAACCUUCUUUUCGCCGACGAUGCCCUGUCGAUUUCACCGUCUCUCGCCCCCCUUGCUACUUCCUUACCCAUUCUUCCAAGCAGCCUCGUCAUUCUUCUCUCCGCGACCCCUCAGGAAGCUGCUGACUUUGCGCAUAUAUCCUAUCAGCUCACCUGCCAUCAUGUUGUACACAUCUUCGACCACUAUGGAGCUGCCCGCGAGAUAGGCCACUCUGUCUCUCCCCUGUCCCCCUUCCUUGUUAAAGAGAAUAGUUCAGUGGCACGUAUCCUGGCUCAAGCCGGAUAUUGCUUUUUCGACUAUACUGGCGACUCGGAGGCAGAGACCGUCGUUAUUCUUCUAAAUGGCCCGUUAGCAUUAGCUGCCAAAGCCAUUGCCAGCCGAUCUACAGGCUUUGGGGUUAUUUCUGUGAAUGUAUUGAGACCCUGGGAUGAGGACAGUCUCCGGGACGUCUUGCCAAAGACAGCACGUAUCAUUCAUGUUUUGGAUGACGUGCCGACCACUUUGACGCAGGGCUUUUUGUACGCUGAUGUCUUCGGCGCACUGCUCCACUAUGAGGCUGUGUCCGCCGUUCACGGACAUCCCGUUACUCCCGCCCUGACUCAGUCGUAUGUUUUGAAAGAAGACGCGUUCACCCGCUUCCUCUCGAAACUAGUUCCUGCGUCUGUCAAAAAUGUGUCAGCUUUAUUGCCCUUCUCCGCCAAGAAGUUGUUCCUCUUCAGCACUCCCAAUUCUGCAUUGACAUCCUUUUCGCAUGUCCUGGAGGAAGUUUUCCUGUCCAACAAAGGCGUAUCAGCGCGUCUCCUUACGGACCACGAUGCAUUCUCCAAGUCUGGGGGCAUUACGAUUAACCGUAUGGUUCUUUCGCCCAAGAAGAGUGUGACGCCUUUCCUCCCCAUUCCCAUCGCCCUUCCUCUCGAGAAGGACGAAGUUGAUUUCCUUGGUAUAUUGGAACCAAGCCUCCUCAAAUCCCAUUCCCUUGUCAAAUAUGCUAAACCCGGCUCUGUGAUCCUUGUCAUCACGUCCUCGUCGCCUGCAGAACUGUUGGCUAAUUUGCCUUCGGAGUCAAUCGCGUCCGUGGCUCAGAAAGGCGUGCAUCUUUACACCCUGGAUGCUGCGGGUAUCGCCUCUCAACUUGUUGACGCCUCUAACACCGACACCAUUGAAAACGUCCUUGUCACCCUCGCUUUCCUUAGGCUGUAUCUAGGAGGUGCUGCACGGGAAGAACUUGUAGCUACUGUCGCAAAAAGUGCCUUUGAGAGUGUUGUACAGGGUGCUUCACUCGAAGCGGUGAACUCUGCUGCUUGGUCGGGCUUGGUCGAUGUUGAGACUCCCGCAGUCUCCAACGAGGAUGCCACUUCAGGCGCACCGCAGAAGGAGAUUGAGUUUAAUGCAGUCCUCGUUGAAAGUGAUGACGGUGAUUCAGUGGUCACUCAUGCGUAUGUGGGUACCUGGCAUGAUGCGGCGAAGCACCUCUUGUUCCAUGACGCGUUCACCCCUUCCGGACUGGCCCCCGAAGCCUCUCUCCGCCCAGAAAUUCCCGAUGAUACUUUCCUUGUUACGUGCGUAGUCAAUCGCCGACUUACACCUCUGGAGUACGAUCGCAAUGUCUUCCAUCUCGAAUUCGAUACUUCAGGUACCGGGCUUAAGUAUCAGAUUGGUGAAGCACUAGGUGUGCAUGGUUGGAACGAUGCACAGGAGGUCCUUGAUUUCUGCGAGUGGUAUGAUGUCGACCCUAAUCGUCUUGUCACUAUUCCCGUGGUAGCUGGUGAAGAUAACAUGCACACACGCACCGUCUUUCAAGCGCUGCAACAGCAGAUCGAUCUUUUCGGCCGUCCACCAAAGUCGUUCUACACUGAUCUCGCGCCUUUCACCACCUCAUCCGUCGACAGACAUGCUCUUCUCUUCAUCGGGUCAGCAGAAGGCUCCUCGACUUUCAAGAAAUUGUCGGAGAAGGAUACCGUUACCUUUUCAGAUGUGCUGAGAACGUACCCCAGUGCCAAGCCUGGCAUCGAGCGCUUGUGUGAACUUGUGGGCGAUAUUAAGCCAAGGCAUUAUAGUAUUGCCAGCGCUCAGAGUGUCGCGGGGGACCGCGUUGAUCUACUCGUCGUAGCUGUGGAUUGGCUGGCACCGAAUGGCUCUCUUCGCUACGGUCAGUGUACACGGUAUCUAGCUGGUCUCAAGAUUGGCCAAAAAGUCACCGUGUCCAUCAAGCCCAGUGUCAUGAAGCUACCGCCGGACAAUAUGCAACCACUCAUUCUCGCCGGUCUAGGCACGGGAGCCGCCCCCUUCCGAGCCUUCCUACAGCACCGCGCUUGGCUCCUUCAGCAAGGCCAAAAAGUCGGACCUGUCUACUACUACUUCGGAUCUCGGUAUCAGUCAGCAGAGUAUUUGUACGGAGAAGAGAUUGAAUCCUUCAUACUCGAUGGUGUCAUCACUCGCGCCGGCCUGGCGUUCUCUAGGGAUGGUCCCAAGAAGGUCUACAUCCAGCACAAGAUGCUCGAAGAUUCGGAAGCGUUGGCUACCAUGAUUCAAGACCAGAAGGGUGUUUUUUAUCUUUGUGGGCCUACAUGGCCCGUGCCUGACGUGUAUGAAGCCCUUGUUAACGCACUCGUGAAAUACAAGGGUCAAGAUGCUGCGUCUGCCGGGGAAUAUCUUGAAAGUCUCAAGGAAGAGGAGCGAUAUGUACUCGAGGUGUACUGAGAGCCAUACAACUGAUACAACUAUUGUCGAGAUUAUAAAAUAGUGAUCUGUGUCCUUGCUUAUAUAGUAGUGUACAAAUUAUACCUUCUGCUAUUCAUGUAGACAUAAUGACAGAAAUGCAAGCUCAUAAGUAUGCAGAGUCUGGGUGUAGCUUGGCAGGGCUUUGUCUACCGUUUCAACAUGCAAUGACCCAUCCACUCAGUUUAUCGUACAAAUUU
This is a messenger RNA of Guyanagaster necrorhizus, 3670 nucleotides long. RefSeq lists its product as uncharacterized. Lineage: Eukaryota; Fungi; Basidiomycota; Agaricomycetes; Agaricales; Physalacriaceae. The record is from RefSeq and is a predicted model, not a curated record. The transcript has 4 exons. Gene Ontology annotation, cellular component: cytosol. Gene Ontology annotation, molecular function: FMN binding; sulfite reductase (NADPH) activity; flavin adenine dinucleotide binding. Bases 321 to 3452 code for a protein of 1043 amino acids.